This is a messenger RNA of Cottoperca gobio, 1530 nucleotides long. RefSeq names its product iroquois homeobox 6a (gene irx6a). NCBI's taxonomy places the organism in Eukaryota, Metazoa, Chordata, Actinopteri, Perciformes, Bovichtidae. The transcript is spliced from 6 exons. The record is from RefSeq and is a predicted model, not a curated record. Gene Ontology annotation, cellular component: nucleus. Gene Ontology annotation, molecular function: RNA polymerase II cis-regulatory region sequence-specific DNA binding; DNA-binding transcription factor activity, RNA polymerase II-specific. The coding region runs from base 1 to 1530 and encodes 509 amino acids. Gene Ontology annotation, biological process: regulation of transcription by RNA polymerase II; cell development; neuron differentiation.
AUGGUAACAAAAGAAGCAGCUAUGUCUUUCUCGCAAUUUGGAUACCCUUACAAUGCAACUUCACAGUUUUUCGUGUCGGCAAACCCCAGUACGACUUGCUGCGAUUCGAUUUCCAGGUCGGUCUCUGACGGGACAGCAGGCUCCCAGACUGCCGCUGCCGCCGCUGCUGCCUCCUUCUGCUGCCCGUCCUACGAGAACCGGCUCCUGGCGAGCAGCCGGACGGAGCUGAACGCAGCGCUGGGGAUGUACAGCUCUCCCUACGCCGCAGCGGCUGCCGCCAGCCAGAACUACGCCAACUACUUCCCCUACAGCACCGACCCAUCCGCUAUCUACUCCACUCUGAAUCCACAGUAUGACAUUAAGGACAGCACAGGCACUUUACACUCUGGCAUCUCUCAAACCGCUGCAUACUAUCCUUAUGACCAUUCACUGGGACAGUAUCAAUAUGACAGAUACGGGACAGUAGACUUUAAUGGCACGGCCAGAAGAAAGAACGCAACUCGUGAAACCACCAGCACCCUGAAAACAUGGCUAUACGAGCACCGCAAGAACCCCUACCCCACCAAGGGAGAGAAGAUCAUGCUGGCCAUCAUCACCAAAAUGACCCUCACACAAGUGUCCACCUGGUUCGCCAACGCCAGGAGGAGGCUAAAGAAGGAGAACAAAAUGACCUGGUCACCAAAGAACAAGGCCAACGAUGACAGGAAGGAUGACUUUAACAAGAGCGACCAAGACUGUGUCACCAAAGACUCUAGUGACUGCAAGGACGAGAAGGAUCUGCACCUGAGUGAUCUGGAGGACAUGGACGACGACGACUGUGACAAGCUGGAAAGCGACUGUGAAAAGGUGGCUGCAGAUGAGCAGGACCUCCAGAGGGUCAUGGCAGUAUCCGGAGCCCCUCAAAAGAGAGACUGCAGCUCCGAGCUCCACCUUAGUUUAACUAACAGCUUCCACGCGUUCCCCUGUGCCAUCAAAGGCGUCACCACCCUCCCUCCUCUACCGUCUGACUUCCUGGAUCCUGUGGUGUCCAAGGCACCUUCCUCAACUGGCCCAGGAGGAACGCUGUCCCUGUCUCACUUUGAAGCAUCAGAUAAGCCUCGGAUUUGGUCUUUGGCUCGCACGGCGGCUUCGGGGGUCAUACUGAGCCCUCAGCAGCAUGGCUCGGAGCUGAGGACAGGCAACUCAACCGGGGACUGCCAGCUCCAGAGCUCCAGGCUCACCGGGACUCUUACUGGACAGUGUGGGGGCAUGAGAGGCCUCCAUGACUCUAGCAGUGUCACCAAUACUGAGAGCCCCUUCGCUGAGGGCUUAUCAUUGCACUCAAAAGUCUAUGGCACUAGCAGCUACAGUCACAAGGACCUCCAACUGCACUGUUCAUCCUAUGCUGCACUCCAAGACACAUGUCAGUACUCCACCAUUGAAGGGUUCUCUGGAGGCAAAGCAGAGACACAGUCCUCUGACCUCAGUGAAGCCUGUGGGACCGUGCAGGAUGACAAGGUCACUGCGUUCAGACCAGUGAUGAAGAGGUGA